Molecule: messenger RNA, 268 nt
Organism: Halteromyces radiatus
Lineage: Eukaryota; Fungi; Mucoromycota; Mucoromycetes; Mucorales; Cunninghamellaceae
Exons: 1
Coding region: 26-247 (73 amino acids)
Source: RefSeq, a predicted model, not a curated record
AAACAAUCUGAUAAGGCCAACUGAAAUGAUUAUGUUUUACUUUUUUUUACACUCCCUCCCCGACUUUAGUAUUAUACUUUUUAUUUAUAUAUAUAUAUUUUUUACAUGUCAACCUCUUCUUCAUAUCGCUUUACUAGUUUAUUAUUUUCAUUUCUCUCUCUCUCUCUCUCUUUUUUUUUUUUUUAUUAUUAUUAUUCUUGUUGAUAUCAUUUCCACUAAUUUGUCCACCCCCACUCUUUACUGUUAGCUUUUAUCCGUUUCAUUUAUA